AAAAGUUUCCCCUUACUCAUCCUCCAGGAGAAUCUGGGCAAAAUCUGGUUUGCCAAGCUGAGUCCACUGGAGGGGUCAGGGGUAACGCUGAUGGCCCCCUUCCAACUGUAUGAGAGCCUGGCCGCUCUGUCUCUGGGGGCUGGGGGGAUCACUGCUCAGAACUUCCGUGACCACCUGGGACUCGUGGACCGCAAGUGCAUUGGUGAUCAGCAUUCCUGGAUCAUGCGUUGGCAAGGCAGGCUGGUUAACCAAGACAUCUUGUCUCAGCAAGAAGGCUUGCUGGAAACUGGCACCUGGUUUGUUGUCAGGAAGGGCCUGCAACUCCGUCAAGCCUUCCUGUGGGAACUCCGGUGGUUCUACCCCAGUGUGCAACUGAAAGCAGCCAACACCAGCCAGCCCCACAUGGCCGAAGAGAUGAUCAACACAUUCAUCCGCAAUGCAACUGCUGGCAGGGUCAGUCGCCUGGUGAAUGGCCUGAGCCCAAGCACAAACCUGGUGUUGGCCAGUUACGUUCACUUUAAAGGAAAAUGGAAGACCAGAUCGCAGUGUCAUGGAUCAGAAUUUCAAGACUUCUACAAUGAUGGGAGUAGUAAAGUCCAAGUGCCUAUGACAACCUGGUGUGGCAAGUUGCAGUAUAAGAUUGAUCCUACAUACACGAUGAUUAAACUCCCAUUGAUUGGAACAGCAUACAUCAUGCUUGUCCAGCCAGUAAAACCAGAUACGCUGGAGAGCAUUGAAUCCACCCUAGACGUUAACUCGAUUAUACUUAAAUCUGGGAUUGUAAAGCUUGUCUUGCCACGGUUCAAAUGGAACAGUACAUAUGAUGUGAAGGAACUUUACCACAGGAUGAACCUGCCAGAUAUGUUGAGCGGUCGAGCUAAUUUCUCCAGAUUACAUAAUGACCAAAAUCUAACACCAGACCAGGUAAUUCAACAUGUUAUUUUUGAAGUGAUGGAAGAUGGAGAGAAGUCAACCCCUCCAGGACAUGUUCCAUUCAGUAACACAACCAUCACAACGGAGAUUCGGAUAGAUAAACCUUUCUUUUUCCGAGUCUUUGGUGAAAUAUUGAAUGAUCUACUGCUUCUUGGCAGAGUAAAGAAACUUCACUGAAAACCAGAAUUUAAAAUAUUUUUAUGAAUGCUCAAAGGAAGAUUUACCAAUUUUAGUUAAACAUUUCUGGGAAAGGGCAGUACUAGGAGAAAAUAGGAAUGGAGUAGACAUUCCUGCAAAAGGGAUAGAAGCAACAGCAGCACAAAAUUGAUGAGCUGAGUGGCCUUCUUUUAAGAGUACUUUCCACUAUUGGUUUUAGUUUUGAAUCAGAACAGGACAUAACAAUUUAUAAAUAAAUAAAUAAAUAAAUAAAUAACCCCCACUUAGAAAGUAAUCAUGUUAUGAAGGUAUUCUCAAAAUUGUAUACAUUGAUAAUAUCUUAAAAAUCACAUCAGUGCGCACUACCUUGGAACCUUUACUAUUAUAACUGUAAUUUUUCUCAUAUAACAAAAGUUGUCCAUGAAAAUUGGUCAGGUGCAAUUGCACCCUCCCUCCAGCAAAGGUGCUCGCCAAAGCUGACCAUUUUUUGCUGGGUGAUCUAACAGAGCCUUCAGGGACCCCAACCUCAAACCUCAACCCCAAUGGGAAAACAUGAUUUCUGAUGGAGAAAGUAGCCCUCGGUUGUGAAGAGUGAAAGAUUGAAUCCAUCUUUCUCCUCUAUCCACUUGUGGGAUUGUAACCCAGAUCGUGUCUUUUGAUGGGGCGGGGGGGUGGUGGUGGGAAGUGAAGAUGAUUUGCCUCAAACUAAUCCCGAACAACAGGGAAGGUUUAUGACCACAAAAUUAGAGCUAAGCCCUUCAGGGGGUGAUGUCAAGGAGCAGUUUUUCACAGAAGUUGAUGAAAAUCUUUUGAGAUUGGGCGGUGAGGUAAAUAAAUGGAAAAUUUUUAAAAUGCAA
Molecule: messenger RNA, 1946 nt
Organism: Rhincodon typus (whale shark)
Lineage: Eukaryota; Metazoa; Chordata; Chondrichthyes; Orectolobiformes; Rhincodontidae
Gene: agt
Product: angiotensinogen
Exons: 4
Molecular function (GO): serine-type endopeptidase inhibitor activity
Source: RefSeq, a predicted model, not a curated record